AUGACAACACAGCAAUACAUGGCAAGCAAUACGAGCAACGGUACGCAGGAAGGUGACUUCGUAGGACCUGAUAGUAAAGCUCGCGAGUCCCUACCAACGCAAAUAAGCUCAGUUAAUCAAAUUAAAGAAGCGCUGUCAAACAAAAUAAAACCAGAUAACUCGAAAGUUGUCGCUGGUAAAAUUGCAGCUUUGAAAGUGCACAACAACAAUUAUUCAGAUUUUGCGAAACAGGUAGAGGAGCUCGCAGACUCCCUGGAGCGUUCGCUUAUUAUUGAAGGGAUGACACAAGCGAAAGCUCACGAGAUAGCAGUCGAGCAAACAAUAAAUGUUUGUAGGCUCAACAGCCGUUCAGAUAUGGUAAAGUCAACCUUCAACGACUCAAAAGAUGUUGUAGCGAAGAUGAUUGUGGAGCACGACAAUAUAAUAAAAGAGCGGCAGGUGUGGGCUUUUAGGUCACGUCCCAUACGAGCAAAUAAUUUUCGAGGAGGUUAUAGAGGCAGCAAUAACUACAGAUAUCACAAUAACAAUUUUAUGUUUAACGGCAAUUCAAAUAGGCACAGCGGCAAUACUAGCUAUCGAAACAACAAUCAGAAUAGGAAUAAUAGUUUCAGUAAUAGACGAAAUAACUACAAUAAUA
Molecule: messenger RNA, 637 nt
Organism: Rhagoletis pomonella (apple maggot)
Lineage: Eukaryota; Metazoa; Arthropoda; Insecta; Diptera; Tephritidae
Exons: 2
Source: RefSeq, a predicted model, not a curated record